CUCUGCUAGUGCUGUGUAGGGUUGGCUGGUUCAGUUAGAACGUCAAAGUGGGCUUGUGCAAGUGUCAGUGUGUCUGUACUCGCAUUGGAGGGCGCAUGUUAUCUGAGGCCCACAGGGGAAGCCUCCAGAUUUCAGCCAGCUGCCCUGCUAUAAACAUUUCAGAGUGGAGGAAGAAGACUAUGGAGGGGGGAACACGCAAAUCUCCAUUCAAACUACCUUCGAAUAUCAACUCUUAGGCUUUCUUAAAGGAACGAGAAGAGGCCAGAGAGGGGUGGACCUUGCCGUGGAGGAUAACAAGCACCUUUCCAAGUGUUGUUCGCGCUUCAUUUCCUCUCGGCUUGGGAGUAGAGGGCAUGCUGCACCAGAGGGGGGGUUCUCAAACAAACUAUCUGACCCUGGUGGUUAACUAAAAUCAGGCUCUGUGAGGCUUGCUGGAGGAGGGAGGGAACAGCAGUUAGCGUGAGGCCACCGUAGGGCUGCUGCACUGCUAACACACAGCAGCAGCAGGGAAAAAGGGAAGAGAUGGCCACAGGAGAAAUCACCACUCUACCUGCCACACCUGACGAUGGAGGCAGUGGCGGCUUCCCUCCAGGAAACUUUAAGGAGCCCAAGAGGCUGUACUGUAAAAACGGGGGCUACUUCUUGAGGAUAAACUCUAAUGGAAGCGUGGACGGGAUCCGAGAGAAGAACGACCCCCACAUCAAGCUUCAACUCCAGGCGACCUCAGUGGGGGAGGUAGUGAUCAAGGGGGUCUCAGCCAACCGUUAUCUGGCCAUGAAUGGAGAUGGAAGACUGUUUGGAACGAGACGGACAACAGAUGAAUGCUACUUCAUGGAGAGGUUGGAGAGUAACAACUACAACACCUACCGCUCUCGGAAGUACCCUGACAUGUAUGUGGCGUUGAAAAGGACUGGCCAGUACAAGUCAGGAUCCAAAACUGGACCGGGCCAAAAAGCCAUUCUCUUUCUCCCCAUGUCAGCCAGACGCUGAGCUGAGCUCACCUUGUCUUACUCAUCUUAAAACUCAGCGAGAUAUGAAAAAGACAGAGCUCACUCAUCCUCAGUGACAUCAUCCCUGUAGUUGGGUUCUUCAACGGCAGGCAUUUCAAUCAAUGGUGAAGGUGCAUAAAGUUGGUGGCCCCCAUGUAUUUUUACAUUAUUUUUUGCUGGCCCUCCGUGUACUUACAAACACCUAAUAUGCUAAAUUCGCCGUAUUGUACAGUGCUCUCCAUUUACUAUUUUUUUUAUAUCGGCAUUAGUACAGUAUACAUGAUACUAAUUCUAGCUCCAAGAAGGCGGCAAUUUGAAAAAACUAAAAAGUAGAUUGUGCUGAUUUAUUGGUGCAUUGAACCAUGUCACGCACUGUAGUUUAAAAACUCUGGAUAGUGCUCAAAGAAUGUCAUAUCUGAAUUCCUCCAUCUUUAUGCACCUUCGCCAUUCAGCUAUAUAAAUGUGAGUUUAACUAAGGCUGCUUCAAAUAUUGUAUUGUACUUUGAUAAUUUGCUUAUUUUUCUUCAUUUACCAAUUUUGAAAUACAUAAUUUUAGACAAAAGUGAAAUGCCACUUAGUAGUUCUGGGCUUUAAAAAGUAAAGUUUUACUGCACGGCAGUAAAGGUCAGCUUUUAUGCCCAGAACUUUACUUGAUAAAACCUUCAAAUAGAACAUUGGGUUGGCAAAGCUAAAUCGAGCACACCAUUACACUAAACUCAUUGCAAGACAAACAGUAGACCUAGUACAUAUUUUACCUCUCUAUCUUAAAAUAUAAAUGAGUUGUUUGAUUUUAGAACUUAGUGGCCCUGAGGUUCUUCCCAAACAGAGUUGCCAAUUUCUUCAAAUUGUGUAUUUUUAUUAGAUUUUUUACAGACGAGGAACAUCUUGUGAUUUGUGCAAAAUGUCCUUUACAGUGGUCAUCAUCGGUACCAUUUGCUACACCCUCCUUCCCUAGUAACAGUUUAUAAAAACAUAUUCCAGUCUGCCAUAAAUAUACACUUCCUAGUAUUAUGGUAGAACACCAGCCACACACUAAUAUGACAAGCACUGACGUGCUAGUGCAAUUAGUAUCGUUGUGCUAAGUAAGGCCGGACCCUGUCCUCAGGCCUUGUGUUUUAGCACCUGCGGCAGCUCCCUGUGGUACAGCUGGUAGAACCUCCCUGAGUAGACAGCUGGCAGCUCCUCCAUAGCCAGAUCAAUCUUGUCAAAGCCCUGGUUUAGGCCGUGAAGCAGGAGGCUGGCUAGGCGGCUAGUGAUGGGUGUUGUGGCGUGUGUCUUGGCCAGCUCGGUUAGCUCCAGCCACUCGCAGCGCAGGCACUCCUGGGUGCAGAAGUUGAUGUCAUGAGUGAGAGGGCUGAGGCGGCAGAUGAUGUACAUGUCGGACAUACCAAAAGCACCCGGGUGGUUGUGCUGCUGCCGGAUGCUCAGAAGGGACUUGAACUCAGAGCGGACUCCAGUCUCCUCAAAGACCUCUCGGACCGCAGUGGUGCCUUGAAGAGAAUGAAGGAAAGGGGAAAAAAAGAUGAGAAUACAUGGAUUUUAUGUUUGUACUGUUCUUUAAAAAAUCUUUGUCAAGAAAACUCCAGUACUGUAUAUCUAUCUGACUGUAUGAUAAUGCUCACAGAAUAACUGACCUUUCAUUAUCAACAUUUUUUGUACGAUACGCAUGCAAGUACAAAAAUGGAACAUUAAGUCAUGAAAAUGAAAUGGUUAAAAAAAUCUAUUUUAUGUAUUUUAGUCACAUACGCUGCUUCAGAGGGUGGGUCUAUGUAUCAAAGCUGCUUCAAAAAGUUAAACAAGUUGAACUUGUAACUAGUAAAAGUUUUAUUUGACGUCGUUGUUUUAAGUAAAAUUGUUUAGAUACUGUUAUACUUGAGUGUAGCUCACAUGAAGGUCUGAGAUGCCUGUUUCUCUGUGUAUGGUAUACCUUAAUGUAUUGUGUACAGUCAGUUACUAUACAGGAUUAUGAAGUUGUGGUUGCAUCACUCACCAACGUUUUCUCCUGGAUCGGAGAGCCCUCCAGGGAACUUCCAUGCAUUUACUGUCUGAAAUAAAGUCACAACAAUACAUUUUGUAUUAGGACUCAAAUUUGGGCUGCAUUCAAGUAUUUUAUUUGUGAAAGUGUCCUUCAGCAUUAAUAAGUAUUUUACAACUGUAUGUGCAUAGGGCCAAAUCCAAACUUAAAUCCACACUUUCGUAAAAUGUGUGCAUUGAUGUUAUAAGUUAGGCACUCAGAUCUUCCCUAUGAGUUUAAUAUUCAUUUUGAUGUGAUUGUAUGCUAUUCUUGAAAAAAAUAGAAGCAAUUAAGUUUGGUGUUUUCACCACUCUUUAAAUAUAUUUAAAGACAGAUCGCUGCUGGUUAAAUUAUGUAGUUAUUGAAUACAUUUAUUGUAGUUUUUGAUACAUUUUUUAUUCAAAAUAUACUUUUGCUAUUGAAAAACAAUUGUUUUAUUUUUGGAGCUACUUGUUUUACAACAAUGUAGGAAAAUGUAAGAAUAAACUUAUCAUUUAACAAUA
Messenger RNA from Salvelinus fontinalis (brook trout), 3506 nucleotides. Its product is annotated as fibroblast growth factor 2-like. Gene Ontology annotation, cellular component: cytoplasm. Gene Ontology annotation, molecular function: fibroblast growth factor receptor binding; growth factor activity. NCBI's taxonomy places the organism in Eukaryota, Metazoa, Chordata, Actinopteri, Salmoniformes, Salmonidae. Gene Ontology annotation, biological process: regulation of cell migration; positive regulation of cell population proliferation; positive regulation of gene expression. The coding region runs from base 523 to 990 and encodes 155 amino acids. The record is from RefSeq and is a predicted model, not a curated record. The transcript is spliced from 3 exons.